This is a messenger RNA of Centruroides sculpturatus (bark scorpion), 2301 nucleotides long. RefSeq lists its product as uncharacterized. Bases 380 to 1642 code for a protein of 420 amino acids. NCBI's taxonomy places the organism in Eukaryota, Metazoa, Arthropoda, Arachnida, Scorpiones, Buthidae. The transcript is spliced from 2 exons. The record is from RefSeq and is a predicted model, not a curated record. Gene Ontology annotation, molecular function: zinc ion binding; nucleic acid binding.
ACGGACACUAUUUCAUUCACCUCAGAGUAGGGGUGACAGUUUUUAGGAGGGAUUAAUUUUAAAUUUAUUCUAAUUUUAGUUAAAAUUUUGGGUUUAACUUUAAUUUAUCGAUUAUUUAACUUAAUUUAAUUGGCUACUUGGGAUAUUUUUAUAGUAUAAUCUUUUUAAUAUAAUUAUAUACUGUAAUUAAUUUAAUUUAACAUACGUUUAUUUUGUGGGUUUUGUUGGUAAAACUUCUUCUUAAGGUUUAGUAUUGCAUUUCACUUUCGAGGAGUAUUUGAGGUCUAGUUUAAGUAUUUCCAUAGUUAUAAUUAUUGUUUUAUUGACUCGGUAUUCAUUGACGUUGGGUGUGUAUUUUGAUUACCUUAUUGGGUUUAUUAUGGAUACCACCAUGGGAGAAACAAGGGUAUUAAGAAAUUUAAUGGCAAAGGGCACACAACCGAGGAUUUCCGAUGAAACCUUAGUUAAUGAUACAUCGCCCUGUACAAUUGAGAGUAAAAUCCUUAAAGAUGCAAGAACUCAAAUGAGACGUAUUCUAGAUCUCUUACCUGAAUCGUGUCAUAGAAACAUUAAAACAAGAGAACGUAAAGAAAUUAAGGACAAGGUGACGCAGCUUUUUGCGUCGGUGCAUCAAAUGUACGGAAUUGUAUCAGCAUAUCGUGUAGAAAGAGAGGAACAAAACAAUAUACUUCCUAACUUAUUAGAAACAAUGAAUGAAAUAAAGAUCAAGAACUCUCAACCCAACCAAUUUGCUGGGCACCUUACUUACGCUGAAGUAACAAAAUCCAACUUGAAACCAAGCAAUACGACGAAAACCAUUAAUAACAAUGGUGAACAAGGAGGCAAUAGCGCUGUACUGGUGUACCCAAGUGAUGAAGAAGAAGGUGCGCGAACAGACAUAAAAGAGAUCACAGAGCAGAUUUUUGAUAAAAUUCAGCCACACAAAAUAAGGGUUAAAAUCAAAGAAGUUAAAUUAAUAAGAGACAAUGGUGUGUGCAUAAGGGUCGGGAGUGAAGAAGAUGGGAAGAAACUAAAAGAGGAAAUAGGAAAGAUUCAAGAAAUAAAAGACAAGAUUAAAUGUAGAACAUCGGGAGGCAAACGACCAAGGGUAAUAUUACUAAACGUCCCACAGUGUAUCCCUGAAGAGGAGAUAAUAGAAGUAAUGACCAGACAAAAUGACAUUUGGAGGGGUCUGGAAAAAGAUAACAUAGAAGAAAAAUGUACCAUUAACACAGUUAUCAAAGGAAAGAAAACAAAGGAGAACUGUCAUCACGUUGUAAUCUCUGUAACUCCGAGCAUAAGAAAUAUACUGAUAGCUCACAAGACAAUAUCGAUGGCUUGGACCACAAUAAGAGUGGAUGACUUUGUACCAGUGAGACGCUGCUACAGAUGUUGUGGUUUCGGACAUAUGGCACGUGAUUGUACCGAGCAGCAGAGGUGUAGUCACUGCUCAAGAGGUCAUCGCUUCAAAGAAUGUCAAUUAACAAACACCAUCCCAUCUUGUCAUAAUUGCAAAUUAACUAACAGGAACCUCCCGCCGGAAAAGAAACUACCGACGAAUCACAACGCAUUCAGUGCUGAAUGCCCAGUGCUAAUAAAACUGAAAACACAGAUCAUAAAAAGAAUUGACUAUGGAAUAUAGAAACAAACAAAUAAUCACUCGGUUACCCAAAGGCACUACUAUGCAAAGAAAUAAACAAAAUAGUAACGACAAUGCUUCUGAUAAUUCAACUCUGUCAAUCAAUAGUAACUACGAUGUAAACUCUUCACAUCUGCGUAUUUUACAGAUAAAUAUGCAACACAGUAAAGCGGCAAGCUCACUCGCAAUAAAGACGGCCAAUGACCUAGAUGUAAACCUAUUAAUAAUACAAGAACCUUAUACUUUGAACAAUAAAAUAGUAAGCUUCGGAGGAUGGAGUAUUAACUACAAGAAACGGAGAAAAACCACAAAGUGGUAUAAUAGUCAGAGACAACAACCUAGAUGCUGCUUUAACAGAGGCGGCAUAAGGCGUGGGCGACGUGGGCCACCGCCUACGGCCUCGCGGUCCGAGGGGCCUCGCGCCUCGAAGGUUUACGCAUUACUUAAAAAAGCUGUGAACGCAACGGAAAAAUUUUACUCGUCAUAAAACGAUAAAUAUAUUGACAUAAGAGACCAAGAAAACGAAAGGCUAAUUCGUGAAUCUCAAAAACAUUAGCACAAUUUGUUUGAGAGAUUAAUUGAUAUCAUUAAUUUCUUAUCCUCUCAUAAUCUGGCAUUAAGAGGUCACAGAGAAUCUCUCAAGACAGACGACGGCACUAGGA